UGAGCAUAUCCUUUCGUAUCGCGCCUGCGCAGAAGUCCGCAGCUCCGGGGGCAGCAGUGCGCCAGCCAGACGUCAGUUGGCCGAUGGCGUUGCGCUCGAGAGAAUCCGUUUGUCGCGAAUCGCAGUCACGAUGUUUGCGCCACGGACUUCCAUUGCGCCUCGAAGGUGUCAAGACGUAGGUCGUGGACCGCGAAUCUCCUCCUUGUCAACGACGUUCCAGCACCCGAGGACGUGCCAGAGAACCUCGUCGUUGACCCAUCGACGAGGUUUGCGAGGAAGGUGGUUCGACAAGUAAAAGUCCUGAAUCAUGGGACCGCCGAAGCGGUUCAAGAAGGAGACAGAUCGGGGGAAAUGGAAGAGGCGAAAGGAGGAUCACGACCCAGAUUACAACAUCGAUGAUGAUGGGAAUGACGAUGCCGAGACUGAGGGUAUACCCGAUGCCGCUAAGAACGAUGUCGAGAAGCAGGAUCACGGCGCGAUCGAGGACGAGUACGGCGCCAAGGAUUAUCGCUCGCAGAUGAUCCUGAAACCUGACAAUGAAUCGAGACCUCUGUGGGUUGCGCCGAAUGGUCACAUCUUCUUGGAAUCCUUUUCACCAGUUUAUAAGCAUGCGCAUGACUUCCUCAUUGCGAUUUCAGAACCAGUCUGUCGUCCAGAACACGUGCAUGAAUACAAGUUGACAGCUUACUCGCUGUACGCUGCUGUCAGCGUGGGUCUUCAAACACAUGACAUCAUCGAAUACUUGAAAAGACUGAGCAAAACAAGCAUUCCCGAUGGUAUUAUAGAAUUUAUAAAGCUUUGUACUUUGUCGUAUGGAAAAAUUAAACUUGUCUUGAAGCACAAUAAGUAUUUUGUCGAAUCGCCUUUUCCAGAAGUUUUGCAAAAGUUAUUGAAAGAUCCUGUUAUUCAAGAAUGUAGAUUACGAAAGACAGUCGAUGAUACAGCCAAAGACAAAGAUGGUUUCAUUACAAAUGUUUUGGCUAAAACUAAAGUACCACAGUUUGGGGCAAAAACGGUCACAACUUUACCACAACCUGCUGUAGCAGGUGCAACCACACUGCCUGCCGAUGGUUCAGUAACUCAAACAGAAGAGGAAAAAGUUCCUGAUGAUAUCACUAAAUUUUAUGAUAAAAUUGACAAAGAAGACGAAGAUGAAGAGGAGCAAGAAUUGAAGACUGUUAGUUUUGAAGUUAAUCAAGAAAAAAUUGAAGUUAUUCAGAAGAGAUGCAUCGAAUUAGAACAUCCACUAUUAGCAGAGUAUGAUUUUCGUAAUGAUACUGUGAACGAAGAUAUUAACAUUGAUCUUAAACCAUCCACUGUUUUGAGGCCUUAUCAAGAGAAAAGUUUACGUAAAAUGUUUGGAAACGGUCGUGCAAGAUCUGGUGUGAUUGUAUUGCCUUGUGGUGCCGGUAAAAGUUUAGUGGGCGUGACUGCAUGUAGUACAGUAAGAAAGCGAGCUUUAGUUUUAUGCAAUUCUGGCGUAUCAGUGGAACAAUGGAAGCAGCAAUUCAAAAUGUGGUCGACUGCUGACGAUUCUAUGAUUUGCCGAUUUACUAGUGAAGCCAAAGAUAAACCAAUGGGUUGUAAAAUUUUAAUUACGACUUACUCGAUGAUAACGCAUACACAAAAAAGAUCUUGGGAAGCUGAACAGACAAUGAAAUGGCUGCAGGAGCAAGAAUGGGGAAUCAUGGUCUUAGAUGAGGUACAUACAAUUCCAGCAAAAAUGUUCCGAAGAGUAUUGACGAUUGUUCAGUCUCACUGUAAACUGGGAUUAACAGCGACCCUUUUAAGAGAGGACGACAAAAUCGCUGAUCUUAAUUUCCUUAUUGGGCCAAAGCUUUAUGAAGCAAAUUGGUUAGAAUUGCAGAAGAAUGGACACAUUGCUAAAGUACAGUGUGCUGAAGUCUGGUGUCCAAUGACUCCUGAAUUUUACAGGGAAUAUCUAAGCUGCAAAAUGACUAGAAAAUUGCUUUUAUAUGUGAUGAAUCCGAAUAAAUUCCGUGCCUGUCAGUUUCUGAUUCGUUAUCACGAAAGGCGUGGUGACAAAACUAUAGUUUUCUCAGAUAAUGUAUUUGCUUUGAAACAUUAUGCCAUCAAAAUGAAUAAACCUUAUAUUUAUGGACCCACUAGUCAGGGUGAAAGAAUUCAAAUUUUACAAAACUUCAAGUACAAUACAAAAGUUAAUACGAUUUUCGUGAGUAAAGUUGCUGAUACAUCGUUUGACUUGCCAGAAGCCAAUGUGCUUAUCCAAAUUUCUUCACAUGGUGGUUCUCGAAGACAAGAAGCUCAGCGACUGGGUCGAAUUCUGAGAGCUAAAAAAGGAGCCAUUGCUGAAGAAUACAAUGCUUUCUUCUAUACGUUAGUUUCUCAAGACACAAUGGAGAUGAACUAUUCACGAAGGAGACAGCGUUUUCUUGUUAACCAAGGUUAUGCAUACAAGGUCAUCACGAAGCUUGCUGGAAUGGACGAUGAACCGGACAUGAUGUAUAAAACGCGAGAAGAGCAGGGUCAGCUGUUGCAGCAGGUCUUAUCUGCGAGCGAUGUUGAUGCGGACGAAGAGAGAAUUCCUGGUGAAGGACCUCGUCCGAUGGUUCGCAAGGCCGGCAACAUGGCUUCGCUAUCUGGGGCUGACGAUGCUGUUUACUACGAGUAUAAAAGAUCCGCUGCCUCUUCUACGGCGAACAAACACCCGCUGUUCAAAAAAUUCAGGACCUAGUUCGCCACUACCAAGCUUUGCACCCUUUCUUAUUAUUUUAAAUUACAUCUUGUUGUUUAUUAAAUUAAUUUAUGUAAAAAUAUAACCGUGUGAGUGUAAAUAAAAGAUCAGACGAUUCGUGAUUUUCA
Messenger RNA from Nasonia vitripennis (jewel wasp), 2844 nucleotides. RefSeq names its product general transcription and DNA repair factor IIH helicase subunit XPB (gene hay). Gene Ontology annotation, cellular component: nucleotide-excision repair factor 3 complex; transcription factor TFIIH holo complex; transcription preinitiation complex. Lineage: Eukaryota; Metazoa; Arthropoda; Insecta; Hymenoptera; Pteromalidae. The record is from RefSeq and is a predicted model, not a curated record. Bases 308 to 2716 code for a protein of 802 amino acids. Gene Ontology annotation, molecular function: 3'-5' DNA helicase activity; ATP binding; hydrolase activity. The transcript is spliced from 14 exons. Gene Ontology annotation, biological process: transcription initiation at RNA polymerase II promoter; nucleotide-excision repair.